Nicrophorus vespilloides is the source of this 1379-nucleotide messenger RNA. Its product is annotated as nucleosome assembly protein 1-like 1-B. Bases 110 to 1201 code for a protein of 363 amino acids. The record is from RefSeq and is a predicted model, not a curated record. The transcript has 3 exons. Gene Ontology annotation, cellular component: chromatin; nucleus. Gene Ontology annotation, biological process: nucleosome assembly. Gene Ontology annotation, molecular function: chromatin binding; histone binding. NCBI's taxonomy places the organism in Eukaryota, Metazoa, Arthropoda, Insecta, Coleoptera, Silphidae.
UGUUGUGAAAUGUUCUCGGGAUUCGUUCUUUCUGGUCUGUCUGCGGCGCUGUAAGCAAACGACCUUCUUUGUUGCUACCAUCUCCUUAUAUUUUAACAGAAAUUCGAAAAUGGCAACUGAAAAUGAACAUGUUGGUGAUUGCCCAGAGGAUUUGGAGUAUGCCGAAGAGGAGGAUUCUAAAGACAUCAUGAAGUUCCAACGUGUGUUGGAUGCUCUACAGAAACCAGCUAUCGAAGAGAUGAUGGCAGCUCUACCAGCUCCUGUGAAGCGUCGCAUCAAAGCCUUAAAGAAACUUCAAUUGGAGCAGAUCAACAUUGAAGCUAAAUUCUUCGAAGAAGUUCAUGCCCUCGAAUGCAAGUAUCAUAAGAUGUACGCUCCUCUGUACGAGAAGAGGCACACUGUCAUCUCUGGUGAAUAUGAGCCCAAAGAUGAUGAAUGCGAUUGGGUGUCAGAUGAGGAAGAAGAAAUAACAAAGGAUUUGGAGGAGAAAGCGAAUUUGGCUGAAACACCUAAAGUUGAGGAAGAUGUUAAGGGCAUUCCAGACUUCUGGCUCACCAUAUUCCGUAACGUGGAUUUGCUUUCUGAGAUGGUGCAAGAACACGAUGAACCAAUCUUGAAAUACUUAACAGACAUAAAAACUAAAUUUAUUGAAUCCCCAAUGGGUUUCGUUCUCGAGUUUUAUUUUGCUCCAAAUGAAUACUUCACUGAUUCAGUGCUUAUUAAAGAAUACGAUAUGAAGUGCUUACCAGAAGCAGAUGAUCCGUUUGGUUUUGAGGGCCCUGAAAUUUUCAAAUGCAAAGGUUGCACAAUCAACUGGAACAAGGGCAUGAAUGUCACAGUGAAGACAAUGAAAAAGAAGCAAAAGCAUAAGAGCAGGGGCGUAGUCCGAGUAAUCACAAAGACCGUACGCAAUGAUUCGUUCUUCAACUUCUUCGAGCCUCCAGUUAUUCCAGAAGACGUCAACGAAGAUGACGUCGACGAGGAGUUGAGAUUGAUCUUGACGACUGAUUUCGAAAUUGGUCAUUACAUUAGGGAAAGGAUCGUACCGAGGGCUGUUCUAUAUUUUACUGGUGAAGAUAUUGAAAAUGAAGAAGAUGAUUAUAACGAGGAUGGCGAGGAGAUGGAGGAAGAAGAUGAUGAUGAUAAUGAAGAUUGUAACGAAAUUGCCAAGAACGCUAAAGAUAAUUGCAAGCAACAAUAGAUAUAAAUUUUUAUAAUGUUUGUGUUUGCAUUUACAUAUUCUUGUAAUAUUUUCGGACAUAUAAACAAAUAAAAUCAUUGUGAACUCUUUGACUUUAUUAGGCAUUGUGUAGAGAUUAACUGCCUUGUCUAAAUUCGUUAAUUUGAAUGAAGUUUUAAUAUAGUUUUUUUUUAAUGUA